UCUAUCUGUCAGUGUAAAAAAAAAAGUCUAAAAUCUGCUGUUUGUCCAUAAAAUUGAGUCGGAUCCGCAGGCAAAAUGUUAUCUUCCCGUGGAGUUAUUCUCGGACGAGCAGUUUCCCGUUUAAUUGCCCGACAGCCAGUUAAAUCUACAAAUCACCAAAGCAUUCGUCUAAGCCAUGCUGCCAACUACCGAGAAGGACCACCUCCGGCAUCAUUUGCAACCCGAUUUGGUGCUGAAGCCGUAGCUGGUUUUAUGUGGUGGUGGAUUUUGUAUCACAUCUUCACUGAACACGAACACAUUACUGGUGAAUUUGAAUAUCCUGACCCAUCGGCGUGGACCAAUGCUGAACUCGGUAUUCCACCAGAUAGUGAGGAAUAGAAAGCUGCCAGCCAGAAGCUUUGUUGAAGAAAAUUGUCUAUGUAAAACUUUUAAAUUAGAAAAGUGAUAAAUGUUAAUAUAAAACCACAUCUAAAA
Episyrphus balteatus (marmalade hoverfly) is the source of this 474-nucleotide messenger RNA. Its product is annotated as NADH dehydrogenase [ubiquinone] 1 beta subcomplex subunit 2, mitochondrial-like. The record is from RefSeq and is a predicted model, not a curated record. The transcript is spliced from 3 exons. Bases 76 to 378 code for a protein of 100 amino acids. Lineage: Eukaryota; Metazoa; Arthropoda; Insecta; Diptera; Syrphidae. Gene Ontology annotation, cellular component: mitochondrial inner membrane.